Messenger RNA from Talaromyces proteolyticus, 1599 nucleotides. RefSeq lists its product as uncharacterized. The transcript is spliced from 4 exons. Lineage: Eukaryota; Fungi; Ascomycota; Eurotiomycetes; Eurotiales; Trichocomaceae. Bases 1 to 1599 code for a protein of 532 amino acids. The record is from RefSeq and is a predicted model, not a curated record.
AUGAGAGUAAUUUUAUUUCUUUCUCUAGCGGUGGCGACCGCCAUAGGGGCGGUGAUAGAACGAUCCCCCAUAUAUCUCAAUAAAGAGGUGUCGAGCUCCGCGGGACCAGCGGUCCUACAACCGUACAUGUCAUAUUCAAUUGAGUUUUGCUAUUUCCCAGACUAUGCAGGAAACAAAUCAAACCCUAACCAAUUUUCUAACCAGUUGCUUGACAACCUCGCUGCUAUACAGGGAACCAAGCCAUACAUACGAGUAGGCGGAAAUACACAGGAUUAUGCGUUGUACAAUGCCAGUUUAGAGUAUGCCAUCAAUGGGACGAUUAUUCCGAGCAAGUCGGAAGAUUAUCCAUACAUACUCUACAUUGGACCAUCUUUCUUUGAGUCUUAUUCUACCUGGCCAGACACCAAAUUUAUUCACGGCUACAAUUUGGGCAAAAAUGGCAGCGACAGUCUGAAAAGUCUUUUAGAUACGGUUCCGUUAGUUUGUAAGGCCCUUCAAGGUGGAAAGUUGGCGUACUGGGAAUUAGGAAACGAGCCUGAUCUGUACAAAACUUCCUCACAAGGGAUAGUCAGACCAGCAAAUUGGACCGAACAAGGUUAUGUUGAUGAAUGGUUGUCAAAAUCACGAAAAAUUCGCGCUGCGCUUGCCAAAUCAUGCCCGGAGAUGGCCGCUGAUGAGAACUAUAAAUACAUAGCGCCGUCGUUUGCAGGGCUUAGGAACAGUUUGGACCCAGUGAAAACGUGGGAGGAUGGAUUAGAUUCUGAUAAAAACAUCGCUCUUAAUUCGGAACACGACUAUAUGGGGGGAGCAACCCAGCCUGGAGUCACCCUUCAGGGCACACUCAUGAACCAUACAGCCACAGUCAAUAAUGUCAAUCCUUUCAAAAAUCUUUCUCGGGUGCUUGCCGCCAAGAACUUGACUACAGAUAUUCCCCUUAUUCUUGGUGAACACAAUUCACUUUAUAACGAGGGUGCACCAGGACUAUCUAAUGCCUUCGGUGCUGCACUUUGGGGGAUUGACUGGAACCUGUACGCUGCCUCUCAAGGCAUCCAGAGACAACAUAUGCAUCAAGGAACCGACUACCGGUACGCAUCCUGGCAGCCAGUUCAAACCGAGAAGACCACACUAGGGACAAAACCUCCAUAUUACGGCAAUAUCUUCGUCGCUGAAAUGGUGCGUGGCGGGUCGAACGUACAAAUAAUGAACCUGCCACUCUCAAACGAGACCGAGGCCGCGUAUGCAGCGUAUGUGAAUGGUCAGCUGACUAGAUUUGCCGUGGUAAAUCUUGUAGAGUACAACUAUACUGAUUCAGACCCGACGGCUACCCGACCAUCAGUUUCGUAUUCGUUUCAGCUUCCCUCCGGAAUCGGGUCAGUGUCAGUGCAGCGGCUGAUGGCAAAUGGAAGUAAUUCUAUCUCAGGCAUUACUUGGGAUGGAUACUCGUACAAUUACGAACUUGCCGGUGGCAAGCCAGUUCGCUUGAGCAAUGUGACGGUGGGCGAGACGGCGCGUGUUGACAAAGAUGGCGUCGUUAAUAUUAACGUACCUUAUUCGAGUGCAGUACUACUGACUGUUAAUCAUGGGGGCGGUUCAGCGUGA